Messenger RNA from Macrobrachium nipponense, 1656 nucleotides. Its product is annotated as G patch domain-containing protein 4-like. The record is from RefSeq and is a predicted model, not a curated record. Gene Ontology annotation, cellular component: nucleolus. The coding region runs from base 16 to 1551 and encodes 511 amino acids. The transcript has 4 exons. Lineage: Eukaryota; Metazoa; Arthropoda; Malacostraca; Decapoda; Palaemonidae.
GUGCAGUUUUAUUAAAUGGCAGCAGCAUAUCUUGACAACCUGAACCAUGUUUACUAUUUCAUUUCAGGAAAAGGGCUUGGUCGAGAGGAGGAUGGAGUGGCCAACCCCAUUAAAGUGAAUGGGAAUUUUAGUGGUUAUGGUCUAGGUCAUGAUGUUGGCAAAGAAUUCAAAAACCAAUGGUGGGAUCAUGUUUACAACAAAACUGCAAGUAACAUGAUGGUUGCAAAAUCUGAGGAUGGGUCUGUGAAAGUUGAGAGAAAAGGAGUGCAAGACAGUAAGAAAGUGGUACCAUAUGCAAAAUCAAGCCAGUAUUCAAGUUUUGUCAAGGCAGGUGUACUGGAGGAUGUAGCAGAAGAGGAGGAUAUGUCACUCAAGUUAUCCUAUGAUGAAUUAUUCAAGAUAUGUGGGGGAAAGACUGCUCAUAAAGGUGCUCGUCAUGGACUAACCAUGACUGCCAAGUUGGCAAGGGUCAAACAGCAAGAAGAGGAUCUCAUGGCAAAAUUGCACAAAUUAGGUGACCAGAAUUCACUAGAAGCUGUCAAGGUAAGUGGUGAAACAGUUGAAAAAUCAAAGAGAAAAGAAACUUCCAAAACUUGUAGUGAUGAGCAUUCUCUUCUUCCCAAAGCCAUUAAUGGUUGCACAGAAAGUACUGACCUUGAACAGUAUUCUAGGAAGCACAAGAAAGAAAAGAAACAGAAAAGAAAAAACUCGGAUUGUGAUACUGGUACUUAUGAUAAACAUUUUCCUAGCUCUGCUGUAAAUCUUGAUUGUGUAGUCGAAAUGGUAAAAUCUAAAUUAAGUAAGAAGGAAAGAAAGUUGUUAGCUAAAGGAAAUGGUGGUGAAGAUCUGCUCAGAAAUGAGUUUGAGGUUGAGAAAAAGAUGAAGAAGAAAAAAUGCACUGAGAGUGAAAAUUACUCUGAUCCUAAUGGAAACCAUUUUAGUGAUGAACCUACUGUAAGUAUUCUUUGUAAUGGUAAAGCACACUGUGAAUUUAAUGAGGAAAGAAUUGUGACAAAAUUAAUUGGUGAAAUGGAAACUGAAAGGACUGAUAUAAGCAGAGAGGGGAAUGUUAUAAAGAAAAAUUCAAAGAAGAAAAGAGACAGUUGUGAAAAUUUCCAUAAUGUAACCAACACUACCUCAAAUAUUCAGUGUGAUGAAGCCAGCGAAUUGAGGCUCAGUAAGAAGGAAAGGAAAAGACUAAGAAAACUGAACAAGUUGGUGGAAACUGAAGGACUGGUUAAUUCAAACACAGAGAAUAAAGUGGAGUUAAAACCAAAAAAGAAGGUAAAGUCCAAUCACAAAGAGAAAGAGGGUAACUUUGAGCAUGUCAGUAAAGAGAAUGAUGAGGAAGGUGACAUAGUUCUUGAUGAUCCUUUUCUGAAAAAAGAACAUAAGAGUAGGAAAAGGGAGAGGACUGAAAUUGUCAUAGGAGUGGGCUCGUCAGAGUCAAAUGAAUUGAAAGAUGGUUUUGUAGUGGUCAGUGACGAAUUAGGGAAUGAAUCUGUUAGAAAGAAAAAAAAGAAAUGCAAACGUAACAGGCAAGAAAAAUAGGAAUUUAAGACUUCAAUCCAUUUCUGUUGUAAAAUAUGUAAAAAAAUGUGAAAUUUUUCAUCACACUACAUACCAUGAAUGGUAAUAAAGGGUUUCCUUAAAAUA